AUUAGCUAGACUCAAAGAUAUCUGUGUCAAACAUCUCAUGGUGUAUGUGACCCAAGGGGCAUACCCUCCAGUUCAAGGUUGCAGCAAGUAAACUUAACCUAGAUUGUAGAUGAGUCAGCACGCGCAUUCUCUCUCGUGCCUUUAUAUAAAUCUCGACGGUUUAAAGGUGGUACAUUUUGGAUCGACUGACUGAUCAAGCCGCUACCAAGAGGUAAAAGAGCCCACGAUGCAGACCCUGGCAGAAGUCGUGGACACUAAACCAAAGCAUUUCUCUAUUAGCCAUAAGGACAUUCGUGUGGGAAAGGUUGGUGACAUGGUCAUGCCUCAGUUGUCCUUGCCCCUGGAGACGGUGCUGGAAAAGGUUCGAGACUUCGAAGUGCGUCCUGAUGAUGUUCUGCUGUGUUCUUUUCCAAAAUCAGGGACUCACUGGAUCUACCGUGUGGUCGACAUGUUACUACGGGGGUCAGCAGAAUUCGGACCACGCGGCCUUGACUCUGCCUUCCUUGACCUUCAGGAUCACGGGAACAUCGAACAGCUUGACUCCCCGCGCAUCCUCGGUUCUCACCUGCCCUUCGAACUGUUGCCUCGUCAGGUGAAGGACAAGAAAACAAAGAUAGUGUACGUCUUCAGGCACCUGAAAAGUGUGCUGACCUCUGGGUAUUGCCAGGUCAAGGGCACGCAGAUGAUGGCGGGAAGCAGCAACCAGAUGACCAUGGACAUGUACGCAGACUUCUUCUUUACUCCACCCAUGGCUUACGGUGGUUGGUUCAAACAUCUGGAAGGCGUGACCACGUUUAUGAAUUCAAUCAAAGACCAUCCCGUAUUUAUCUUGUGUUAUGAGAAAGCUUUGAUGAAUCCAACGCAGACUGUCAAAGACCUGGCUCAGUUUCUCGGAAUAAUUGCUUCACAAGAACUUUCCCAGGCUAUUGCAGAUGCUUGCAGCUUCAAGAACCAAAAGGAAACAGAAGAAAAGCUUGAUCCAAGCAACAUCAUCUACAGGUUUUACAGAAAAGGAGACACGGACGACUGGAAGAACUACAUCACCGUUGCACUAAACGAGCGGUUAGACCAGAUGUUGUGCGAGCGAGCACAGAGCUGUCCCCUUGCUGCCAACUAUGUCAUGUGAUCACCACCAGGAUGUUCAGUGUUUGUUAGGUUGCCCUGUGUGGUUGAUGCUGAGAGAAGGCUCAGUCAGGCAUCACUUAAGGACCAAUCUUGAUGUUAGGAGAAAUCCAUCACUAGUCAUUUCAUCGUUAUGCGAACAACAUAGCGUACUUUCACGUAGUUGUUGAGCGGGUGAGCCACACCUGUUGAAUAAACAGGUUUAUUUAAGAUCAUGGAAGGGAAAAGAGGAAGACAAGAGGCCCAGUCUACAAGGCUGGGAAAUGGGCCAUAAGUAUUUUGGCCUGGCAGAUGCCACAGAUUGAUGAGCCUGGCAGAUGCC
Pomacea canaliculata is the source of this 1444-nucleotide messenger RNA. RefSeq names its product sulfotransferase 1A3-like. The record is from RefSeq and is a predicted model, not a curated record. Gene Ontology annotation, cellular component: cytoplasm. The coding region runs from base 227 to 1126 and encodes 299 amino acids. Gene Ontology annotation, molecular function: sulfotransferase activity. The transcript has 6 exons. Gene Ontology annotation, biological process: sulfation. Lineage: Eukaryota; Metazoa; Mollusca; Gastropoda; Architaenioglossa; Ampullariidae.